AUGGACGAGCAGGAGCAGCAUGUCGAUCUCAGCAUCCAGCAAUGGCUCGAGUUGGAGUCCAUUUGCGAAAAUGAAGAAGUCCCGUUACCUCCCUUUUACGGAGUGUGGUUUUUUAACCAGUACGAGGAGUUCUCAAGCUUUUUACAAAAUGAAUACCGCCCGGGCAACAACACACAAGCAGCACAAGCACCUUUUUCACAACCAGUUCCAGCCUCAGCCGAGCCAACGAGCUUUCAAAAUCUCCCUCUCACAACCCCAGUUGACACUGACAUACUUGAGCACCAUCCAGACCAGACCAUCGAUGCGGAUCCAACGGUCCUACCUCCAGCUGAAUCGAAACCUGGUGCUUUCGUGCCAGGAAGUCUGCACGAAAGCAUAGCGGUGAAGACUAUCAUGCAUGCCACGGGGCCAUUAUUGUGCUCGUCCACUGAAAGAUCAAGUGCAAAUACAGCACCAGGAGCCGCCAACCAAACCACCAAAGAACAAUAUUCAAGACCUGUCUAUGGUACUCGGACCACCGGCAUGCUAACAAACGGCAAGGUAGCACGCUAUCGACAAUUGAUAAACUUCCCAAGAGCAGAUGAGUCAUUACCCUCCAACACAAGUUGUAAGGACAUCUUGACAAAAUAUCCAAACCACCUCGAAGGGAACUACCUGGAGGCAUUCAUACAGUACUUCUGGACGGCCGAGAUGAUUGUGAGGGAAACCUCGCAAACGAUCAAAGACCUGUGGAUUUCUCAAGGAAUCCACAAGAAGGAGACCCCACCUGCAAAUUUCAUUCGAAAUAGAAUGGAUAGCUACGUCGAAAAGGUGUUGGGGGAAGCUGGGCUGAGGAAGCUGUGUGGAGAGGCCAAACAAUGUCCUAGUGGUUUACCAGCCGACAAGGAGUAUGGAAGGAGCAACCCUCUUCGACUUAACUUGAAUCCAAAGUCUGCACCGUCAAACCGCAAAGAACCGUGGAAAGCUAGAACUCACAAAGUCUCAGAUGCCUGA
Messenger RNA from Exophiala bonariae, 993 nucleotides. RefSeq lists its product as uncharacterized. The transcript is spliced from 2 exons. Bases 1 to 993 code for a protein of 330 amino acids. The record is from RefSeq and is a predicted model, not a curated record. NCBI's taxonomy places the organism in Eukaryota, Fungi, Ascomycota, Eurotiomycetes, Chaetothyriales, Herpotrichiellaceae.